Molecule: messenger RNA, 2506 nt
Organism: Cotesia glomerata
Lineage: Eukaryota; Metazoa; Arthropoda; Insecta; Hymenoptera; Braconidae
Gene: Ptp61F
Product: tyrosine-protein phosphatase non-receptor type 1
Exons: 9
Coding region: 459-1910 (483 amino acids)
Biological process (GO): protein dephosphorylation
Molecular function (GO): protein tyrosine phosphatase activity
Source: RefSeq, a predicted model, not a curated record
GCUUCUCAGCAUUUUCGUUUUAUAGCCUCAAUACAGACACGUAAGUGUGCAUAGUGUAUGUUGCUGUGUUAAUUAGAAAAAAAUUACUGCAAGUGUAAGGAUCGCUCCGUUUGACCGUUUCGAGUCAAAAAAGCUUUCCGAGGCAAGACCUCGACCACAAACAAAAACCCUAAAACAAUUAAUAAUAGCAAUUAAAUCUUAAAAUCGGCUGGCAAGUGACAAUUUCUUAUGGCCAGAGGCCGAGUAAAUCCUUGAAGUCGCUCCAAAAAAGCCCUCGGCACGGCUUUUUUUUUCUUGUUGCUUUAUGUUUUAUUAUUUUUAUUAAAAACUCACAGUUUCGGGUGUUACGUUACGAUUGUUAUAAAUUCAGUCAAACCCAAGUUAAAGACACACUUGUCUCACUUUAUUGUGAGGUAAUUAGCCCGAGUAACAAUUUAUCGAGAUUGUAAUCAGCCAGGAUGACUUCAGAGACAAGGGACGCUGUCAGCAAUGUUGAGACUGAGUUUUUGGAGAUUAAUUCCAAGGGAGCGUGGGCUAUUUUGUAUCAGCAAAUUCGCAAUGAGUCGAGUAAUUUUGAUUACUCGUGCAAUGAGUCCAAGAAAUUGCAAAAUAAAAAUCUUAAUCGGUACAGAGACGUUGCGCCUUAUGAUCAUACAAGAGUUGUUUUACAAAGAGGCUCUUGCGAUUAUAUUAAUGCGAAUCUUGUUAAGAUGGAAAAAGCAAACCGACAAUAUAUUUUGACUCAAGGACCAUUGCCAUACACAGCUGGACACUUUUGGUUGAUGGUUUGGGAGCAAAAUUCAAAGGGUAUUCUUAUGCUGAACAAAGUUAUCGAAAAAGAGCAAGUUAAGUGCCAUCAGUACUGGCCCCUCGGUGGCUCCAACAGCUCUAUGACAUUUCCCGACGUUAAUUUAAAAGUGGAAUUUGUUAAACGGAUCGAAACUUCUCACUAUACUACUAGUACACUGAGAUUAACGGAUUUAGAUUCAAUGAAAAGCAGAGAAAUUUUACAUUUUCACUACAUCACAUGGCCCGAUUUCGGAGUUCCUCAAAGCCCCGUGGCAUUUUUACGGUUUUUAGUUGAUGUCAGAAAAUCUGGCGCUCUUGACUCAAAUGUUGGGCCGCCAAUUGUCCAUUGCUCUGCUGGAAUCGGUCGUUCGGGAACAUUUUGUCUCGUUGACACUUGUCUCAUUUUGAUCGAGAAAAAUGGAUUAAAUUCAGUAAAUGUAAAAGAAGUUUUGCUAGAAAUGAGACGGUCUCGUAUGGGGCUUAUUCAAACACCCGAUCAGCUUCGGUUUUCAUAUGCAGCAAUAAUCGAAGGAGCCAAACAACUGCCUUCCAAUAACGUGAAUUUGGACGAUAGUAUUGAAAUAAUAAAUCACUACGACGUCGUGAAUAAUGAUAUCAUGAAUUCAUCUCAAGAAGAAGAUGAUGAACCACCACCAUUACCUCCUCCUCGCGGCGACAGUCUUACAAGAAGUAUGAUGUCUGAUUUGACACCCAGCCCUGUCUCUGAAAAUGAAAAUGGAACUGGUCCUCCAAAUAAACCAUUACCUAUGGAACCACCGAUAUUAAUCGAUAAUAUUAAUAAAAUAACAACAAACUCAAAUAAUGUACAUGAAAAUGACGUUGAUGCGGCAAGUGAAGAAGACAGUGAAAAUUCAUUACUUAAAGACAGUUCUCCACGUAGUGAUACAUCAGACACGAAAAAUGAAUUACGUCAACGUCAUCAGGAGAAGAAAGAUCGACUGGCGAAGCAGGUGCGGGAAAUGAAACGUCGCCAACAGCAAACGGAAAAUUGGCAAAAUUUCAAGAGGUCAAUAUUCAAGCCCGUAACACUAGGCAUAGGUACCGUAAUAAUCGGUGGGGGCGUUAUCGCGGUUUGCGGCUAUCUUUAUUUACGUGGAUAAAUAGUUUAUCUUAAAGGAUAACUAUAAACUCAUAACAUAAGUAAUACAAUAUUUUAAAACGAAAUCAAGGUUACGUGGAUCAAAUUUUAUCGAGCUUUUAUUUAAAAUAAAUAAACAAGCUAAUCAAUUAAUUAAAUAAUUGAUUAAUUGAUUAGUUGAUAAAUUGAAAAAUAAUUAAAAUACAGACAAAAAAAGGCCAAUGGAGUUCUUGAAACCAUACUUUUGAUUUACAAGCUGCUAAGUUAUGAUCCACGUUUUAAUGAGAGGAGGGACUGAUAAGAACGAAACAAAUGGUAUACUUGAUAAAAAUGAUAAUGAUAACAAUAGUGAUCAUUAAGGGUGAAAGAAAUGAAAAAGAAGAUGAAGAAAAAAAAGGGAAUUUUACACAUAAAGAAAAAAAUUUUCGUAUUUGUAUUUUUGUAUUGUGAUCCAUAACCGAUGAGUCUGUAGAAUAUGUAGAGAAUUAUUUUUUGCAGUUGAUUGAUUAUUUCUUCAAGUAAUUUAUGAUACGAUUUAUAAAAUAAGUGAUUAAAGGAUAAAGUGUUUUAUGAUGAAAGAUUUAAUAAUUAUUGAUUAAAACUUGACGCGUUUACGCA